This is a messenger RNA of Alternaria ethzedia, 2583 nucleotides long. RefSeq lists its product as uncharacterized. Bases 1 to 2583 code for a protein of 860 amino acids. The record is from RefSeq and is a predicted model, not a curated record. The transcript has a single exon. NCBI's taxonomy places the organism in Eukaryota, Fungi, Ascomycota, Dothideomycetes, Pleosporales, Pleosporaceae.
AUGCGGGGGCCUACCUAUUCGGAGGCUGACCUGUUGGCUUUGAAAGAGUCUCCCCUCGUCAAGAAGCCGGACGGGCUACCUUCAAUCCAGCAAUGGAUGGAUGUGCCUGCCGACCAAAACACCAACAAUGCCCACGCCAACAACAAUGGAACCAUGCGUCGCACUCGGGCCGCUCGAGACGGAGAAGGGGCUACGCCAAAUGAGCAGCGACCGCUGAUCAACCCCAUGGGCCAAUUCGGUCGGCGCCAGAGCAUGCGUAAGUCUUCUGAUGUUCAGGGUAUCAAGGCCGCUAUUGACGCGCUUUUUGUAGAACCUGGCGAAGAGACAGUGCUCGGUCCGCCAAAGCUAGCCUUCCUCUCGGCGCGCACUCCAGCGAAGGGCACAGGCGAUACAAAAGAACGCACAGGCUUCACCUCUACAGACGGAGACAACGUUGGCGACCGCUUUCCAAAGAACGACCGGUGGACACGGGACCGCGAAAACGACCGGAACCGGGACAAGGGCUACGCCAAUGGCCGUCGCGUUCCACGCGAGGACGGUGAGGGCUGGACAAAUGUCAAAGGACGCAAGAGUCUGGGCCAAGAAGACUUUGAGCGCUUCCACCGUAAUGGCGAUCGCAACCGCGACAAGCACGAGGGGGACCCCGAGAUGGACGUAGCCCCACGCCGUGGCAAUCGCGAGCGAAACGAGCCGCGCUGGGGUCGUCGCGACGAUAAAGAUGAGGGUACAAAGACCGGCGUCCAGGGCGGUUGGCGCGAACGAGACCGAGAUCGCGAGCGAGACAACGGCCGCGAAUGGAACAGGGGCGGUAACCGUGGUGAAGAAGACCCAGAAUGGAUGGACACCAAAGUGGAGAAGAAGGAGUUCAAGCCUCGCACACAAGAGGACUUCCAGCGCUGGAAGGAGCAAAUGAGGGCUAAAGAUACCCCGGCUGGCGAAAAGGAGGAAUCAAGAGAGGUUCCCGCAGAGAUAUCUACGGCUGUCUCAAUCACCGCUCCGCCUAUGUUGACUGCGCCCCUGCACGCGCCUUCUGCGGCCGAACCUACACAGGGAAUCCUCUUCGGAAAUUGGGGUAGAGACAAGUCGGCAGAGAUCCCACCAGCAGAGACCAUCUCGGCGAAACCCAAGCCAGAUAAGAAAUCGAGGUUUAUGACAAUGUUUGCGAAACCUGAAGAGUCGCAAGCGCCCAGCCAAAUGCCGGCCCCGGCACCUGCAUCGCCAGCACCUGCCAUGGAAGCCAACGCCGACAAAGAAGGCUUCCAGCGUAUCCUCCAGAUGCUUGGUCAAGUAAGCACUGGGCCUUCCCCGGGACCCCAACCCCCUACGAGCAUGCCAACCCCAACGAACGGAAUGAGGCAGGGUGGAGGCGUCUCAUUAGACUUCCAUCAGCAAUCGCCGCCGCCGGAUCUGCAGCACGGUAGACCACCUCCAAGGACACUCGAACAGCAGAGCAUAUUGGAGCACAUUCUGGCUCCACGAGCCGGUCCACCGGAUUCUCGACCUUCACAGCAAUCGCGCUUCAACAGCAUGUCGCCAGAGAAUGCGCUUUCUGAACAAUUCAGACCCCCACGCCCUGACUCUGGCCAUCCAGAAGAUCACUAUCCUCACCAGCCCCCGCCGCAACGUAACGCCCCGCAAGAUGCAAAUCUCGCAGCUUUGUUGAACAGUCGUCAGCGCGAGGAUACGCAACGCGAUCAAGUCACGAAGCAGCGUGAGCGUGACUUCCUAUUGAAUUUGAUGCAGCAACCUUCUCGCGCUACACCGCCGCAGGUACAGGGUCACAACUUGCCUCGCCCAUCUCAGGAAGCUCACAACAUGCCUUUCUUCGAGCAAUCAAGACAGCAGCCUCAGCACCCUGCUCAACACCAGGCCAAGGGUCGUGGCGGUCUGCCUCCAGGUUUCAUGGAAGACCCUCGUAUGUUCACAGAGAACGAGAUGCUGCGUCGUGAGGCUGCCGAUCGCCAAUUGGAGCUUCAGCAUAUGCAAAGACUACAACAACAGCAACAGCAACAACAGGAGUCCAUGCGAGCCAAGAACCAGCGCAUGCCAAUGGGAUAUCCAACCCCGGAAGAUCCACUAAUGGGCCUCCAGCGCCGCAACACAGGAGGUGACCCGCGCAUGCCAACCAAUAUGGGUAUACCUUCGCAGCCUGUACCGGAUAUGCCAUAUAUGGGCGGACGAGGUCAACCGGGAAUGCCGCCAACACCGCAAGAGCGGCCGAACAUCGCUCCACCACCAGGAUUCGGCGGUCCAAUGCGUCAGCCACCUGGCCUCAAUGGUCCCAACCCUCAGCAAAUGGGACCUGGAGGACCGAGCUUCUCAGCUGGCAACACACCGCUUGGUCAUCCUCCUGGCUUUCCGCCCGGUGGCAGUAUCCGCGGAUUAGGCUUUCCAGGCGGACCAGGAGGACCCGGUGGUAAUGGCAUGCAGGGCCCACCUGGCUACUUCCCACCUCCUGGCUAUGGCGGCCCCCCAAUGCCCGGUAUGCGAGGUGGUGAAGAUCCACGCAUGAUGUUCGACGGCCAAUUCGGCGGACCUCCACGCCAGCAGCCAGGUCGUCCUGGGCCACCCAAUAUGUACUAG